GGACAUUUAACUUUGUCUUGUUUGGUAUUUGAUGCUUGGCUGCACAAGCGAAGAUUUUGUUUUUGUUUAUUCAUUUAUUGAUAAAGUGUGUCGUGUGAGAAAAGCGUAAACGAGUUUCCCAGUAGCACUUUGUGUUGUGUGUGAGGAAUGAUGAUGGAAUGGUGAAAACGGUGAAAAGAAACCAAACGAUAGAAAGGCAAAAUCCAAUCAUACAAAAACAGACCAAACGAAAGAAUAAUAGUGGUUCAAGAAGAACGGUGCGCUCCAAUGCGAAUGAAAAGAAAAGGCACAGAGAAACGAAGAGAGGGAAGAGAAAGGAGUAACUUAACUGCAAACAACACUAAUAUAUGUAUAUUUGAUCUGAGACAUACAUGCAUAACAUACGUGGAAUGUGGACAGGAAUGUACUUGAGAAACCACUGAUACAGCCGAAGCACACGCGCACUUAUGUUUGAAAUACCAACUGUUUGAUGUGAACACAAAAAUUAUAUAUAUUAUUUCAUGAUAAAACAGACAGUAUAUGUUUGCCAGAAUAACCGUCAGCAUCUUCCAAACGAAUUUAAUUUAAAUGUGAUUGCAAGACAAUCCAAUUUAAGAAAAAUGCAUCACAGCCGUCGACGGAAAAAACAACGGCCAAGCUAUGGGAAGCGUAUAGUUGAUGUGUGUCGAUCGGUAAAUGGGUUCGGAUUCACAAUAUCGGGCCAACAGCCAUGCAUUUUAUCAUGUAUAGUUCCAAAUUCGUCUGCUGAUACUGCUGGCCUUCACACUGGGGAUUUUCUCAUUUCAGUUAAUGGUACAAAUGUAUCGAAACUGCCUCACGAAGUUGUUGUUCAGCUCAUAAAUGAUUCCAAUGGAACGAUUCGUUUAGCUAUUGCCGAAAAUUACUUUUCGGAUAGCUCAGAUGAAGAUUUGAAUGUGGGGUGGCAAAAUGAAAACAUAAGAAGCGUCCACGAAGGACGGUCGAGACGACCAAAAUAUCCACAUCAUAAGGUCAAAAUAGUGAGAUCGCAACAACAAACUCGUCGAAAGCCGGAAAUUGAGCAAGUACAUCUAUUGUCGACAGACCAAGCAUCUGGAGUAGGUGGAUUACCAUAUCCACAUUCAGCGGAUCAUCCGGAUAGUAUUUCUGCAUACAACAUAAUACAUUCGGCUCAUGCCAGCAACAAUAGGGACAUAAAAAAUGUUAGUGCAAUGGUUUCUACACAUAAGAACGACAGCGAACCCAAUUUACUGCCACUUGAAUAUCGUACGGUGGUUGGUUAUUUGGGCACAAUUGAAAUGCCAAAACAAAUCGGAUCGAAUUCAAUGUUUCAAACGGUGCGAAGUUGCAUUCGGAAAAUGCGAAAUGAAAAAAGAACACCUACCGUAGUUUUGAUGCAGAUUCUACCCAAUUGCCUGAAGUUGUAUAACUCGACCGAUGUAUUAUUGGCAAAAUAUCCAGUCGCUCGUCUCAGCUAUGUGAGCAGCAACAGUAACAGUACCAACAAUACAGGCGUACCAAGUUGUGAUGGUGAUUUGCGCUUCUUUGGAUUGGUCACUUCUUCAACGUACAAUGAUGGCAAAGUGUGUGAUUGGGUUGCAAAUAGUUCAGGUGGUGGCAGCAGUAGCAAACAACCAGAAGUUAUCGUAUCAAGUAGCUGCCAUGUUUUUGUGAUCGAUUUGAAACUCAUCGACCAUGGCGACCAUUUUACGCGAGCGGAACAAUUCUCUAUUGUCUGUACACGAGAUCCCGUUACAAAUUGUUGCUUAGAGUUUCCAAGCACCUCAGAGUAUGUCGUGAAUUUGAUAAAAAUAAUGUACGCUUUAAAUUUAGACCGACCAACACAGCAGUCUGUAGAUGGGCAAUGUCGUCGAUCAGUGCAAAGAGUUGCCGAUUGGAAUGCACGUCCCCAUCAUUUGCGCAAUCAAAGUAACAAUCCAAAUGGUAGACAAAAUUCUCCACAGCCAAGUAACCAUAGUGAAAUUACCACCUCGAGUAAUUCAGAUUCUGGAAUUGGUUUUCACAAUGAUUUCACGAACAUUUCCGAUCGCAUUGUGGUGGUUGAUUUUCCAAAUCGCGCCAGUCAUAGCCAGCAACGAGCAGCUCCACAAUCACUGAAUAAUCCACAACAAUCGAUUAGGUUCGGUUCAGAAAGACCAUUCCCAUUUGGGACGGAAUCGGUGCGAAAUAUUCGAUCAACAAUCAGCAACAAUCAUGCAAUGACAGAUGUGUCAAAACGCAUUAUAUUUCAUUCCAAAUCCAGAUCGUUGGACUAUACAUUAAAUGAUGAAAAUCAAUUGGCUGGCCCGAGCCGAAAAUCACUACCAAAUGCAGCAGUGCAUCUUGUACGAGCUAUGCCAGAUCGAUGCCAACCCGUACCAAAGAUGCCAUUGCAAGAAAACUGCAUUUCAAUGCCGAACUCACCAGUUAAACACGAACGAUAUGAAACGAUUUUUGGAGCCACCGAUUCGGAGAAAACCAUUUCAGAUCAAGCAACAGAUCAACAGGACAUUCUUCAAUCAGAUGACGUGGAAAUCAAAGAAUGUCGAAGCGAUUCAGCAAUAUUAUUCGCUAGAUCAUGCGAUGACCUCAUGAUAACUGCCCGUGCCCAUCAGUUUCCAAAAACUCGUCAAGUACAGCAGUUGCUUGCAUCAUUUGAUGACGUUUCAUUACUAGGCGAAGCUCCUCCUCCUCCAUUGCCAUAUCGAUCAAAAGUUAAAAACCCACCAAAUGGCGAAGAUGACAACGAUGACUAUGUGUUUUUGGCUCCACAAGCACCGGCACUUAUGAAAAGAACCAAAAACAAAAAAGGAUCUGCAUCUGGUGAUAAAUUGAAUGGUUCUAAGAGUGCCGUGGAUGAAGUCCUAUCAUACAAGCUCCACAAAAGUCCAAAAGUGUUCGGUCCAAAGAGUCACGGAAGCGGCAAGCAUUCAAAUAAGGCCAAGAAAAGGCUUUCGAUUGAACCAAAACCGGAAUCGGACAGAAAAAUGUGCUCCAUUAAGGAUCGCGAUUUUAGUGUUUGGGGCAGCCUGCAAGACUUAGAAAUGUUGAACCGUUUGGAUAUUGGGAAUUCGUCAGACCAACGCAUUUCGCGACGUGAUUUUUUAGAGCCAGCCUACAGCGAACCCAAUCUAUUGACUCGCACAUUGCCAAAUUCAUCAUCACCAUUCCGACGUUGGGGUCAGUCAUCUUUUCGGUCGCGUUCUAAUGAUCUUACACCAGCUAAUUUAACAAAUCAUCGACCAUCAUCACUCGUGGCUUCAGAAAAUGAUGUUUAUUCGAAGUCCGUAGAUAAUGACGACGAUACAUGUACAUUGAAGAGCAAAGGCAGCGACAGAACGAGCACAAUAAAUAUUGUCGCAUCAAAUCGCAUCAUUAUAACCGUCGAUUCCCCAAGUCAUGGCGUCCAAGUAUGGGGAAAUUCGUUUGAAAAGUUAUUAGAGGAUGCCGCAGGCCUUCACACAUUUGCUGAAUUUCUCAAGAAAGAGUUCUCUGCCGAAAAUAUUUACUUCUGGACCGCCUGCGAACGAUACAGAAAAAUUACGGUUCAUGCGGAGAGAACAAAAGAGGCUAACGCAAUAUUUUCAAAGCACUUGGCGACGGGUGCAUCUGAGCCAGUCAAUGUUGAUUCAAAAGCACGAUCUCUUGCGCAGGAGAGACUUAACUAUGCCGAACCCGAUCUGUUCAUACCUGCACAAAAGCAAAUCUUCAAUUUAAUGAAGUUCGAUAGUUACCAACGGUUCAUAAGAUCUGAUCUAUAUAAAACGUGCUUAACAGCUGAACAACAAAAGCAGCCUCCACCAUAUCCAGGUAAUCAACUAGAUCCACAGCUACGUACGUCGGUAGAACUGUAUGAGAAACAUACAACAGUGACAUCAUCCAAAUUGAAGAAAUCCCUUAGCAAUGCAGAGGACCGCAGACGAAAAUCUUUAUUACCUUGGCAUAGAAAGACGCGAUGUAAGUCAAAGGACCGGUCGAAUGAAGAAUUUCUACGGAAUGAAUCACUUAAAAAUGCAGCAACCAAUUCGCAUUUGACAAUAAAUAUAAAUCAAUCACAAAACGACAUACAUAGUUCGCGUAGCUCGUUGUCUAGUUUUGAUGCUGUGAUUUCAUCACGAGCAAAUGGUGCAGUUUCACCAGUUGGCUCGAGCGAAGAUUCCCCGACGCGCAGCUCUCUGUGUCGUGUUAUAUUAUCGGAUGGAGCUACAACAAUCGUACAAACCAGACAUCAUGAAAGUAUUCGAACUCUAAUCGAUCGGCUGCUGGAGAAAAGGGGAAUUCCCUACGAAGCAUAUGAAGGAUUUGUGGCUGGAACAAAUAAACCGAUUGACCUGAACAUGUCGAGUACAUCAGUGGCCGGCAAAGAAGUGUUAAUCGAACAACGUGUAGUAUUUAAGUUGGAUUUGCCAAACAAGAAAAUUAUUUCGGUGAAAAGUAAGCCAUGCAAAAUAAUGAGUGAAGUCCUCAAACCAAUUUUGCAAAAGUACAACUAUCAAUUGGAUAUGGUCACGGUACAAACAAGAACAAGCUCUGAGCCAUUAUCAUUGUCCGCUCCAGUUACGUCCGCCGAUGGUCUUCGUUUACAAGUCGUAUUUAAUGACGACGUUCAAACAUCAGCGCAGGAUUCACUUAAUGAGAUUACCAAUAAAGUAUUCAAUGAAUUAAUGCAGUCAAAAAACGUGGACAUUAGUCAAAGUUCCUCUUUACAAACAAGUCAACAUCAAAAUCAUCAUCGACCACCACUGCAACAACAGCAACAACAACAGCAACAGCAGCAGCAGCAGCAGCAACUACAUAGUAAUAUUCCAAAUCAACAGGAUGAAAUCAGUGGGCGAUCAGAUGAUUGGUGCUCAGAAAGCAGUUCAGGGAAUUUCGGCCCAUUACGGCAACUUGCAGUCAAAGGUCGUUCUUUGGUUCCGGUCAGCAAGCAAAGAAAAUUUUCGAUAACACCAUCCUCAUCAAGUGUUUCGUUAUUGACAUCAACUAGCUCAAAAGAUAACGCAAGCACAUCAUCAAAGACAAUCACAGACACGAGCUGUUCGUUUCCUCUAAUCAGUGGAACCUCCAGUGAAUCGACUGAUCUUAAUAAGAAACCUCUCAUUGCAAAAUGGAAAACUGGAGUUCGAUUGCAGAACGCAACAUCCUCACCUUCAACACCAACGGACAGCAAAGAUCUUCUUGAGGGUUUGAAACGUGCUCAACGCUUUCGUUUGGAGGAUCAACGUGGUACUGAAAUCAACUUCGAACUACCUGAUUUUCUGAAGGAUAACAACCCGAGCAAGUGGAAAAACAUACACACUUUUCCAACAGGAGGAAUGGCUCCGGAGGAUGUCAUUGAAAAUGAAACACACAAGAAACCGUCUGGAAAAGCACCUCAACCGGCACCAAGACUCCGAAAUUCCCAAAAUAAUUGCAUUGAAAGUAGUUCGUACUCUGAAAAAGUCAACGAAAACGAAGACAAGAAGCAUAUCCUGUACAGUUCAUUUAGUCCAGGUUCUGAACAAAGUGAUUCUUCACCACAAAAAUACACUAUCGGAAUGCUACCUCCACCAUUGCCUCCAAAGCCAAAAAUAAAGCCAUCUUCUUGGGUCGGCGAUUCACAGAAUCUCUUAGCACACGGUAUACGAAACAAUAUCAAGGCGUCAGAUCGAGUCAAUAGCAUGUUAAGUGCAACAAUGACAGACAAAAAAUUGCCACAGCCGCGAACAAUUUAUUUUGAUCGGUUGAAUAGUAGUUUUGUGUGAAAUUGAAAACAAAUUCUAACCAGAGUCUGAGUGAAUAUAUAAUUUCAUAAGAUUUUGUGAUGAGAGCGAAUUAUUUAAAAAAAGGUUGUUCAUUGUCGAUUUAAUCGACAUAUUUCUUCUCUUAAAAUGAAAUUCUUCGCCAUUGUAGACGAAUAUAUUUUACACUUGAAUUUUCUAUUUAUUACAAAAAACCACAAUAAUUUUUAUGCGAAACAAAUAAAAUUCCGAUCAUGGAUUUC
Sitodiplosis mosellana (orange wheat blossom midge) is the source of this 5962-nucleotide messenger RNA. RefSeq names its product regulator of G-protein signaling loco (gene loco). Gene Ontology annotation, molecular function: protein binding; GTPase activator activity. Lineage: Eukaryota; Metazoa; Arthropoda; Insecta; Diptera; Cecidomyiidae. Bases 501 to 5723 code for a protein of 1740 amino acids. Gene Ontology annotation, biological process: signal transduction. The record is from RefSeq and is a predicted model, not a curated record. The transcript is spliced from 13 exons.